ACAGGUUUACCUGAGAAACCAACCAUCACAAAUACAGAAACAGAAGUUGACAAGGAUUUCAUUGUUACCUGGUCAGAAGCUGAGGCCAACAGCAGUAAUUGCAGCGUUAAAUACCGUCUGGAAUGGAGGAAACAACCCGUGACAGGAUCCACAGAAAUGGCUCAACGAGGAAAUAUUGUGGAAACUCACCUCAAGAUUACUGGUCUUGAGUAUGACACAGAGUAUGAAGUGAAACUGUUCGCUGUCAACGAACAAGGAGACAGUGAGCCAGAUGUCAGAACAUUUAAGACAAAGAGUGGUAUGUACCUUUAUUUGAGACUUCUCACUUUACUUUUGGUGUAAUUGUUUGAAAUGAAAUAAGAGAAAUACUGUCGGUCCCAAAUACAGGAGUAAUACUGCUUGUAAGGGGGGGGAGGAUUGUGAAACUUUCUGACAACAUGUAUAGGUUUAAUACUCAUGUUGCAGCUCUCAUAUGAGAAAAAAUAAUCAUUUGCCCAACAUUUUUUUACAAUCGUCAUUUUUGAUUCGGUCGUAAAUUACAUUGAUAAGAGUUGUUCAUCAAUGUUUUAUUAACCUUUCUUAUUAUAUCAAUAUGUUUAGUUUUAGUAACAAAAAAUAUUUCACAGUUUUUAGAGGCAAAGUUUAAAAGAAGCAUCAUUUUGAACAGGUUUACCUGAGAAACCAACCAUCACAAAUACAGAAAUAGAAAUUGACAAGGAUUUCAUAGUUAACUGGUCAGAAUCUGAGGCUAACAGCAGUAAUUGCAGCAUUAAAUACCGUGUUGAAUGGAGGAAACAACCCAUGACAGCAUCCACAGAAAUCUUUCAUCAUGGAAAUAUUGUUGAAACUCGCCACACGAUAACUGGUCUUGAGUAUGACACAGAGUAUGAAGUGAAACUGUUUGCUGUCAACGAACAAGGAGACAGUGAGCCA
Molecule: messenger RNA, 933 nt
Organism: Pocillopora meandrina
Lineage: Eukaryota; Metazoa; Cnidaria; Anthozoa; Scleractinia; Pocilloporidae
Source: the annotation of a GenBank genome assembly